CCUCUCUAAAUAGCAAUUCCUUUUUGGUUACUUGGUGAUAUCUGCUUCUGUGUCUCCUCAAAUUCUCAUUCUAUCGCCAGAUUGUGAAUUCAUCUUCGUGUUGUUACGAUCAAUACUUCACGUUUUCAAUCUUUUCGAAUACACAAAGCUUAGAAGUUUUCCAAAUUCCCUCUCUCUCUCUCUCUCUCUCUCUCUCUCUCUCUCUCUCUAGAACUUGCAGAGAAAAUGCUGGAGAAUUCAGAUAUGUUUGAAGCAAGUGGUUGCUUCGAUCCAAAUUCUGUAGCUCACCAUCAACAAGUGCUUAUUGAUCACCAAGGUGACAGUUUCCCACAACCCCAUGUCUCCAACUUCCACCAAAUUUCCAAUUUCUCCGCCAUUGAAGCACCUGCAGAUCAGCUUCAUCACCAACAUCUCAUGAACAUGGACAUGGAUCACCAAAACCACCAACAAAUCAACUGGGCUCAUAAUCCUCAUGAUCAGGUUCUUAUCGGGAACGAUAACAAUUGUUUGCCUACACCCACACCACCAGAUCUCCUUAAUCUCUUCCAGUUACCCAGAUGCUCUUCAUCAAUAUGCUUUUCCAACCCGACCCAUAUCGAUCAAACCUCGGGUCAAGUCAUGUUCGAUCCGCUAUUGCCUCACAAUCUCCCUCCACAGCCUCCAUUCUUCAGAGAGUUGCUGAAUUCUCUCCCAAACGGAUUCAAUUUGACUGGUUGUGGCUCCAUUUUUGGCGAGAUGGAUAUGGACAGAGGAGAACAGAAUCAACUGUAUCAUGACGGAGAUGCGGUUUUGGAGUUCGGUGGGGGAAUAAUUAAUGGAAAAGGGAGAGAAAACAAAGAUACAAAACAUUUUGCGACUGAGAAACAUAGAAGGCAACAAUUGAAUGGCAAGUUUGAGGCCUUGAAGGGAUUAGUCCCAAAUCCCACAAAGGCUGAUCGAGCAUCGGUGGUCGGAGAUGCCAUUGAAUACAUCAACGAACUCAAGAGAACUGUGGAAGAACUGAAGAUUUUGGUGGAGAGGAAGAGAUGCAACAGAGGUAGGAUGAAAAAGCACAAAACAGAAGACGAUUCGACUUUAGAUGUAGAGAGUAUUUACACAAAGAGCAAUGGAGGUGGCAGCGCCGGUGCCGGAGAUCAUGCUCAUGAUCAACAAACCUACAACGGCAAUUCAACUUCUACAAUGAGGAGCUCAUGGCUACAGAGAAAAUCCAAAAACACAGAGAUCGAUGUUCGAAUCAUUGAUGAUGAAGUUACAAUCAAAUUGGUGCAACAAAAGAGGAUCAACUGUUUGUUUCUUGUUUCAAAAGUUCUUCAUGAACUUCAACUGGAUCUUCAUCAUGUCGCUGGUGGACUCAUUGGUGAUUUCUACAGCUAUCUGUUCAAUACCAAGAUUUGUGAAGGGUCCUCUGUUUAUGCAAGUGCUAUAGCCAAUAAGCUAAUUGAGGUGGUGGACAAACAAUAUGCAACUAUCCCAGUCACUUCUAGCUACUAACACAAGAUUUAUGGUAGACCACAUGGGUUUAUGCUUGUUUGCUUUGAUACUAACUAUUGGGGGAAGACAUGAAGAGGGGGUAGAGAGGAGAGAAAUUGGGAUUUGAAAUUGACACUUAACUAUAUGAGUAACUUACAACAAAUCAAUUAACUAGAAUAAAAGCAGGGGUAAUUCUGGUAUUUGGAAUUAGACUUUUGGAAAUUGCAUGCCUAAAGGCAACCA
Lactuca sativa (garden lettuce) is the source of this 1713-nucleotide messenger RNA. Its product is annotated as transcription factor bHLH91. Gene Ontology annotation, molecular function: protein dimerization activity. Gene Ontology annotation, biological process: anther wall tapetum development; regulation of DNA-templated transcription. Lineage: Eukaryota; Viridiplantae; Streptophyta; Magnoliopsida; Asterales; Asteraceae. The record is from RefSeq and is a predicted model, not a curated record.